Triticum aestivum (bread wheat) is the source of this 737-nucleotide messenger RNA. RefSeq lists its product as uncharacterized. Lineage: Eukaryota; Viridiplantae; Streptophyta; Magnoliopsida; Poales; Poaceae. Bases 36 to 557 code for a protein of 173 amino acids. The record is from RefSeq and is a predicted model, not a curated record. The transcript has 4 exons.
AAAAGAUAAUACAAUCGACGAUACCACGGACGACGAUGGGAUCCUUCUUCUCUUCCCCCGGUGCUGACCCCGACGCCGACGCCGUCGACUUCCCUUCCUCUGAUCGCCAGAGAAAACAUGAGCGUGAUGCCCUCGGUGCCAACAUGUACACCAUCUUUGCCCUCGGCCAUUACAACUCCAGGAACCCGGAUGCUAUGUUCUAUCCUGCUGCGGAGCCCAUGGAAGAGCCCAGGGCCGCCUGCGUCGGCUUCAGGCAGGACUUCUGGUACCAUGUCGGCUUCUGGGCCCGGCGGAGGGAUGCCACUGACGACAAUGAACAAAAGUACUUCUUCGCCGAGCUGCGAUUCGAGCGCCGAUCUAGACGGCUGGUGGUGGAGACAUGCACCCUCUUGGAAAAGCCAAUGUGCCGUUUCAAGAGUAGGUGCGCGUUCUGCCCGGAUAGAUUCCAGAUCUUGCAUCCGAGUGAUGCUGAAGAGUUUACUUGUGGGAAGAAGAGGCACAAAAAGAAGUUCUUCAGGGAGAGAAAUAUGCUUGGCAGGCCUUUCAUGCUUAGAUAGUCACGCUAAACUUAGCUAAGCACUGUUUUGUUACCUUGUACUGUAUAUUGCUUGUUCAGUUUAUUGUUUAUGAGAGUUGAAAAAGUGUAAGAUAGCGUUGACGUUACUACCGGAUUACUUUUUGGUUGUUGUAUACUUCACCAAUGCUCAAGACUGAUCCCGCUAUUAGUAUUGAUGGGU